Ascochyta rabiei is the source of this 1101-nucleotide messenger RNA. RefSeq lists its product as uncharacterized. Gene Ontology annotation, molecular function: glycosyltransferase activity. The record is from RefSeq and is a predicted model, not a curated record. Gene Ontology annotation, biological process: protein N-linked glycosylation. NCBI's taxonomy places the organism in Eukaryota, Fungi, Ascomycota, Dothideomycetes, Pleosporales, Didymellaceae. The transcript is spliced from 2 exons. Bases 1 to 1101 code for a protein of 366 amino acids. Gene Ontology annotation, cellular component: Golgi membrane.
AUGAUGCUGCCAUCGACCGGCGCCCGCAGCCCCAUGUUUGCGCUCGCGUGCAGCGCAGGCUUCGUCCUCGUCUUCGUCUUCGGAUUCUUGGCCUGGUCCAGUCCAGAGCGAAUCCCGUUCCCACACAGCUCUGGCUCGACACACGUUGAGAUGACCUUCAGUGACGCAAAAACGCCAAACAUCAACGACAUCCUGCGCAUUCUGUACGAGCCGUUGAGGACAUCGCCGUCCGAGCCGUUCAUCCGCGAGCCCAAUGGCACCAAGAUCAUGCUCCCCGAGAACCCGCGCUACACCAAGGAGAUGGGCAACGACAUCCUGAUCCUGGAUCUCGACACCAGGCCGCUGAAGUCGACUGAGAAGUUCGAAAAGGGCGAGUACGAGUGGCGCAACAUCAACCACGUCUCCGGCGGUGUCUUCGCCCACUACGCCUAUGCCCAGAUCCACGGCUACGACUACAAGUUUGUCCACGCGAGCGAAUUCGAAGACCGCCACGCAACCUGGAUCAAGCCAUCGGCGCUGGCCAAUCUGAUCAAGAAGUACAAGUUCAUCGUCUUCCUCGAUGCCGACGCCACCUUCCGCUUCAUGAACCUCCCCAUCGAGUGGAUGAUGAACUACUGGAAAGUCGAGCCUCACCAUUCCAUCGUCAUGGCCAAAGACCCAUGGGACCCCAAGGAACCGCAGUUCAACUCCGACCGCUUCAACCGCACCUACACAAACACGGGCUUCAUGAUCGUGCAGAAUAACAAGCAAGUGAUGCCCAUCCUGAAGGCAUGGCACGAGUGCCCCGAGGAUGUCCGCUACCCCAACUGCUCGCAGUGGAAGCAGCCCAAGUUCCACGAGCAGUCGGCGUUUGGCGAGUACAUCCGCUACGACUACGAGGAGAACAUCAAGGAGCUCGACUGCGGUGAGGCCAACGGCUACCCCGGCGUCGAAAUCAGCAACUGCCAGGGCAAAUUCAUCCGCCACUACUGGUUCGAGAAGCACCUGGUCAAGCUGGACUACCGCGAAAACAUCAUGAACGCCAUCACCUACCCGAUCCAGAAGCUGUUCGCUGAAAAGACGGGCGUGGUCUUCGACCAAGAAGAGAACGUCAUACACUGA